AUGGAAAAAUCUGAUCAAAUCUUUUGAUCAGUGACAACUUCAAGUGGAGUGUGUGGUUGUGUUGUUUCUUUUUCUCACCACAAUGUGUGAGGGAUGGAUAUGGGUCGGAUGCCAGUUUAUUUUCGUUACGGAUACAAGGACUGGCAGGUUAUCAGCAUGAAUUACUGAGGGGAAAAAAGAAAAAUAAAUUUGCCAUAGCUCUGGAGGAAUGACCAUGGUGAAAAGGAAGGGACUGUUAUUUUCGCUGCUGUACUUUAUGGCAGAGUUUUGGCUCACUUCGCAGCAAGUCCUGAGAAUUGGGGGCAUCUUUGAGACUCUUGAAAAUGAGCCCAUUAGUGUUGAAGAACUGGCCUUUAAAUUUGCCGUAACUAACAUAAACAGGAACCGGACCUUAAUGCCAAACACCACGCUGACCUAUGACAUCCAGAGAAUAAACUUAUUCGACAGUUUUGAGGCUUCAAGAAGAGCCUGUGACCAGUUGGCGCUGGGCGUCGGUGCUGUUUUUGGACCCUCUCACAGCUCAUCGGUCAGCGCGGUCCAGUCUAUCUGUAAUGCCCUGGAAGUCCCUCACAUCCAGACACGCUGGAAACACCCAUCAGUGGACAACAAAGACAGCUUCUACAUUAACCUCUAUCCUGAAUAUGCCUCUAUAAGCAGAGCUGUGUUGGACAUAGUGCAAUUCUACAAGUGGAAGACGGUCACUGUGGUCUACGAGGACGCAACUGGCCUGAUUCGUCUGCAAGAGUUGAUCAAAGCUCCAUCCAGAUACAGCAUUAAAAUAAAGAUCCGGCAGCUGCCCACAGGGAGUAAAGAUGCCCGCCCCCUGCUGAAGGAAAUGAAGAAAGGGAAGGAGUUCUAUGUCAUCUUUGACUGCUCUUACCAAACAUCAGCUGAUGUUCUCAAGCAGAUUCUGUCCAUGGGAAUGAUGACUGAAUAUUACCACUUUUUCUUCACCACACUGGACCUGUUUGCCCUUGAUUUGGAGCCGUACCGCUAUAGCGGGGUCAACAUGACGGGGUUCAGAUUGCUAAACAUAGACAAUCCUCACGUGGCUUCGGUGGUCGAGAGAUGGGCCAUGGAGCGACUGCAGGCACCCUCCAAAGCUGAGACUGGAAUGAUGGAGGGGAUGAUGACAACUGAAGCGGCUCUGAUGUACGACGCCGUCUACAUGGUGGCUGCUGCCUCGCAACGCACCUCUCAAAUCACUGUCAGCUCCCUUCAGUGCCACCGACACAAACCCUGGCGCUUUGGAUCACGCUUCAUGAGCAUGCUCAAAGACGCACAGUGGAACGGCUUGACAGGACAAAUAAUUAUAAACAAGACAGACGGUCUGAGGAAAGAAUUUGAUUUAGAUGUCAUCAGCCUAAAGGAGGACGGCUUGGAGAAGAUUGGCGUGUGGAACUCCCAAACAGGCCUUAAUUUAACAGAAAUUAACAAGGACUCAUCCACAAAUGUAACAGACUCAAUGGCCAAUAGGACCCUUAUUGUCACUACUAUUCUGGAAAAUCCUUACGUCAUGUAUAAGAAAUCUGACAAGCCGCUUUAUGGAAAUGACCGCUUUGAGGGUUACUGUCUCGACCUGCUCAAAGAGCUCUCUAACAUUUUGGGCUUCUCUUAUGAAGUAAAGUUGGUGUCAGAUGGCAAAUAUGGAGCUCAGAACGACAAAGGGGAGUGGAACGGCAUGGUGCGGGAACUCAUUGAUCAUGUGGCUGACCUUGCUGUGGCCCCUCUCACUAUUACAUAUGUCAGGGAAAAGGUUAUUGAUUUCUCGAAGCCAUUCAUGACGCUGGGUAUCAGCAUCCUCUACCACAAACCCAACGGCACAAAUCCAGGAGUCUUCUCCUUCCUUAACCCACUCUCUCCUGAUAUCUGGAUGUAUGUGUUGUUGGCAUGCCUUGGUGUCAGCUGUGUGCUUUUUGUUAUUGCCAGGUUUACUCCCUAUGAGUGGUACAACCCUCACCCCUGCAACCCAGACUCGGAUGUGGUUGAAAACAAUUUCACUCUAAUAAACAGUGUCUGGUUUGGAGUCGGCGCACUUAUGCAGCAAGGAUCUGAACUGAUGCCUAAGGCUCUCUCUACAAGGAUAGUUGGUGGGAUAUGGUGGUUCUUUACCCUGAUCAUUAUCUCUUCAUACACUGCCAACUUGGCCGCCUUCCUCACUGUGGAAAGAAUGGACUCACCGAUUGACUCUGCAGAUGAUUUGGCCAAGCAAACCAAAAUAGAGUACGGUGCCGUAAGAGAUGGCUCCACCAUGACCUUUUUUAAGAAAUCUAAAAUCUCUACUUAUGAGAAAAUGUGGGCUUUCAUGAGCAGCAGGAAAAACACAGCAUUAGUGAAAAACAACCGUGAAGGGAUUCAAAGAGUCCUCACUACAGAUUAUGCCCUCUUGAUGGAGUCGACCAGCAUCGAGUACAUCAGCCAGCGCAACUGCAACCUCACACAGAUCGGAGGCUUGAUAGAUUCAAAGGGCUAUGGUGUUGGAACCCCAAUUGGCUCCCCUUACCGAGAUAAGGUCACCAUUGCAAUCCUGCAGCUUCAAGAAGAAGGGAAGCUGCACAUGAUGAAGGAGAAGUGGUGGAGAGGGAAUGGCUGCCCAGAAGAGGAUAGCAAAGAGGCUAGUGCCCUGGGCGUGGAGAACAUAGGGGGAAUCUUUAUUGUAUUGGCAGCUGGACUAGUUCUCUCAGUUUUUGUAGCAAUUGGAGAGUUUAUUUACAAAUCCAGAAAAAACUUGGACAUCGAGGAGGUGAGCGUCGGCCAGUGCGAAUGGCACAACAAGUAUUAACAAAGACUGUUAUGACCAUACUACACAUUUGUGUUGUCGUUCCAGGACUACAGCAAUCACUAGGCCAAUAAAAACUGAAGUCUGAAUGUGUCGAACUGCAUUGUUACAAUCAAAACAAGUUUUUAAGGCAAAGUUUUGUGUUUUCAGUAGUUUUUAUGUAGAGCACACAAACAUUUUAGUCUCGAUUGGAAGAAUAGGUUAGAAACCCUUUUUAUGAUGAUGACAGAUUGUUGUUGACUUCUGACAUCGUGACUCUUGACCAUCUUGGCCUUGCUCUUUGUUUUUUUUUUAAACAUUACUCCGUGUGAAAGAAAUGUCAUUUUCAUGGUGUUAUGGGUAAGUGAUGGUAAGUGGUAUCUUUCCAGUAAUGACUGAUUCUCUUAUGACAUGUUUGUUAUUUUCAUAUUUACAGCGCACAGGAACUUUGACACAUUUACAAACUUGUUGAUUUAUUUGACAGUUUAUGAGUGAGUACUCCCUCAACAUCUUAUUCAUUAAGUUGCUUAAUGUCUGUACUUUUUUUGUAUCAUAUGAAGUUUAUGAACUGCAUGGAUAAGUUUUGUCACGUUGGAGCUGUUUCAAAAUGACUAAAAAUAUGU
Messenger RNA from Oreochromis aureus, 3381 nucleotides. Its product is annotated as glutamate receptor ionotropic, kainate 1. Gene Ontology annotation, cellular component: postsynaptic membrane; kainate selective glutamate receptor complex; presynaptic membrane. The coding region runs from base 209 to 2782 and encodes 857 amino acids. The transcript is spliced from 15 exons. Lineage: Eukaryota; Metazoa; Chordata; Actinopteri; Cichliformes; Cichlidae. Gene Ontology annotation, biological process: monoatomic ion transport; modulation of chemical synaptic transmission; synaptic transmission, glutamatergic. The record is from RefSeq and is a predicted model, not a curated record. Gene Ontology annotation, molecular function: kainate selective glutamate receptor activity; transmitter-gated monoatomic ion channel activity involved in regulation of postsynaptic membrane potential.